This is a messenger RNA of Cynara cardunculus var. scolymus (artichoke), 1373 nucleotides long. Its product is annotated as porphobilinogen deaminase, chloroplastic. The transcript has 5 exons. Gene Ontology annotation, cellular component: cytoplasm. The coding region runs from base 76 to 1185 and encodes 369 amino acids. Lineage: Eukaryota; Viridiplantae; Streptophyta; Magnoliopsida; Asterales; Asteraceae. The record is from RefSeq and is a predicted model, not a curated record. Gene Ontology annotation, molecular function: hydroxymethylbilane synthase activity. Gene Ontology annotation, biological process: heme biosynthetic process.
GGCGUGACUAAAGCGUUAAACCCGUAUCCUCAACGACAUCUGCUACCGAUCUCUUUCUCCCCCAAAUCUUUCUCGAUGAAGACCUUGAAUCCCUCGAAUCAAGCCCUAAUUUCUGCUAAUUUCAGCUCCAGAUCUGUUUCCGCUACUGGAUUUUCUCUACCGUGCCUUAAAUCUCAGGUGCUAUGUCAACGCCGGAAACUGACGGUGGUUAAGGCUUCUGUUGCCGUUGAGCAACAGACGCAGACGAAGGUCGCGCUUAUCCGAAUUGGCACCAGAGGAAGCCCAUUAGCCCUUGCACAAGCUUAUGAGACACGUGAUAAACUCAUGGCUACUAGUAGCGAGUUGGCAGAAGAGGGGGCUAUUCAGAUUGUGGUGAUUAAAACAACAGGUGAUAAAAUAUUGAGUCAACCUCUUGCAGAUAUUGGUGGGAAGGGUUUGUUCACUAAAGAAAUAGAUGAGGCGCUUCUAAAUAGUGAAAUCGACAUUGCUGUUCAUUCAAUGAAAGAUGUUCCUACUUAUUUGCCCGAGAAAACUAUUUUGCCCUGCAAUCUUCCUCGUGAGGACGUCCGUGAUGCUUUUAUUUCAUUGAAUGCAAGUUCAUUAGCUGAUCUUCCAGCUGGAAGUGUUGUUGGUACUGCAUCACUCCGAAGGAAGUCUCAACUACUUAACAGAUAUCCAUCACUUUCUGUGCUGGAAAAUUUUCGAGGCAACGUGCAGACUAGGUUAAAGAAACUAAAUGAAGGGGUCGUCCAAGCUACAUUAUUAGCAUUAGCUGGACUCAAACGCUUAAGUAUGACUGAGCAUGUGAGUGCCAUUCUUUCUAUCGACGACAUGCUUCCAGCUGUUGCACAAGGUGCAAUUGGGAUAGCUUGUCGAAGUGAUGACGAUAAGAUGGCUAAUUACAUAGCAAAGUUGAACCAUGAAGAAACAAGAUUAGCAGUUGCAUGUGAGAGGGCAUUCCUAUUGACACUUGAUGGAUCUUGUAGGACACCCAUAGCUGGAUAUGCUUGUAGAGAUGAGGAUGGUAAUUGCCUCUUUAGAGGGUUGGUGGCCUCACCAGAUGGAACUAAAGUACUGGAAACUUCUAGAAAAGGAGCGUAUGCUUAUGACGAUAUGAUUCUGAUGGGGGAGGAUGCCGGCAAGGAACUACUGUCACGUGCGGGUCCUGGUUUUUUUGAUAGUUGAGGUCUUCGAAUGCGGGAUUGUUAGCUUCUUUCUGGUGAGUUGUUUCGAUUUGUUUUUACAGACAACCACGUAGAUUAUGUAGAUUUCUUGUAUCAUUCGUGUAAUGUAAGAAUAGCAUUCCCAGAUUAGUUCCCAAGAUUCCUGAAUAAGUAUUCUUUAAAGGCAAUCAUAACCAGUUUUUUGUGCCU